Molecule: messenger RNA, 966 nt
Organism: Rhinocladiella mackenziei CBS 650.93
Lineage: Eukaryota; Fungi; Ascomycota; Eurotiomycetes; Chaetothyriales; Herpotrichiellaceae
Exons: 3
Coding region: 1-966 (321 amino acids)
Cellular component (GO): membrane
Molecular function (GO): lipase activity
Source: RefSeq, a predicted model, not a curated record
AUGGUCGUUACAACGGAGGGGGAGUUCAUGACCAGGGAUGGCACAAAGCUCUAUACGAAAUCAUGGAAGCCUGAAUCCGCCUCUGCUAUUCCAGCCGGAUUAAUCUUCAUCCACGGGUUUUCGGACCACAUCAACGCAUACUACAACUUCUUCCCCACCCUGAGCUCGUUCCCAUUCAACAUCGCCGUUUACGCCUUCGACCAACGAGGUUGGGGGCGCAGUGUUUCCAAACCCUCGGAUUCCGGCCUCACAGGACCGACUCCGGUCGUCCUAUCUGAUAUCCACGACUUCAUUCUGCACGUGUCUUCCCUGCCCGAAACCCAAGGCCUCCCUUUAUUUCUCAUGGGCCACAGCAUGGGCGGCGGCGAAGCCCUCUGCUACAUGCUCUCGACCUCCGCGGCCCUAACUCAAUCUCGAUGUAGCAUUUCUGGUCUCCUGCUAGAGUCGCCCUACAUCGAGCUCGACCCGUCUGAACAACCAUCCUUCCUCAAGGUAUCCGCGGGAAAACUGGCAGCCUUGCUCCUCCCGCACGCGCAACUAAAACAAAAACUCAGUCCGACAUAUAUGUCGCGCGAUGCGAAAGUGCGACAAGAUUGGGUCGACGAUCCAUUGUGCCAUGACACAGGAACGCUUGAGGGUUUGAAUGGUCUCCUUCAGCGCGCGGCAGACUUGUCGUCCUUGUCCCACGGACAUAAAGUCCACGGCUUCAGCACCUCUGUAUCUUGUCCCAUCUGGUUCUCGCAUGGCAGUGGGGACAAAGUUACUUCACCUGUGGCUGCAAAGCGGUUGUAUGACGUUUUGCAGGCACGGGGGGGUGAUAAGACGUUUCAAUCGUAUCCUGACGCAUAUCAUAAGUUGCAUGCCGAACCGGAUGGGAUGGGCGAGCAGUAUGCGAAAGAUGUGGCAAUGUGGAUUCUAUCUCAUUCAAAUAAAGGAAACGAUGAAGCGGCCAAGGUUGGUCCAUGA